Trichobilharzia regenti is the source of this 2118-nucleotide messenger RNA. NCBI's taxonomy places the organism in Eukaryota, Metazoa, Platyhelminthes, Trematoda, Strigeidida, Schistosomatidae. The record is from the annotation of a GenBank genome assembly.
CCUUGAGUCACCAUAACACGAUAAUACCACCGCUAAUCAUGAAAUGGUUUGAAAUAAGUCUCAAGGAUGCUGUUAAUACAUCAGAGUGGCUGGCUUUGGUUAAAGAAAUUAAGGACUUUAUAUAUGCUGACGGUACAGCAACGAACAUUCAUGGAAUGUCAGAAAAUGAAUUGAGUUUACUGAUAGAACGGAUAACGAAACACAUAAACUCAGGUAGCACCUAUCAAGCAAUGUCGGCCAGAUUAAAUCAAUUACUCAACUACAAUCUUCAUCAUUCGAUGGAGAAUCGUAUAUCAUUGAAACAGUCAACUGCUUACUUGCACAACAAGUUUCAUCAAGAGAAUCCAUUGAAUCAUCAAUUAUGGGAUCAAGAAAUUUAUACUCGUAGUUUACAGUCGGAUUCGUCGACAAUCUAUCUAAGUAAAUCAGAUUAUAUGACAGCGGAAGUGAAUGAGGCACUUAUUCAUCUACUUGGAAAUCAUACAGAAUUAGUCAACAGAAUUUCUUCACGUUUUCUAAAUCAAUCUUUUCAAAAUUCAAACUUUCGUCGAAGAAUAUGGAGUAUUGUAUUAAUAUCUAGAUGUAAAUCUAAAAGAAAUGCAUUAAAACAAAUGAUUCAAAGUUUUAUACCCGAUCGAGAUGAACACAACAAGCUGGGAUGCAGUAAUUUUCUAGAAUCUUCUCCAUCAAUGUCUUCAUUGAAAGAUUCUGUAGGUUGUUUAUAUGCAAUGAAUUAUUUACUGAAAUUUUAUCAAGCAUCAUUGAACACAAGUGAUAAUUUGAAACCUUAUUGUGUGAAACUUGUUGCUGUAUUGGUCUUAGCAAUGAAAGAUCAUUUACCAAGAAAUCAACCUCCAAAUACAGAAACUAUUUGUCUGUUAGUGCAAGAGCUCUUCGUAUUUCUUUCGAUAACACCGUCUUUUAUAACACAUUUACCACCGAUAUGGUUUACUCGUUAUUCUCUUUAUAAAAUGGAAGAUGAAAAAAAUAAUGAAAUCUUCAGUAAUCUAUCCGAAAACAAAGAUAUUAAGAAAAUAGCCUUCAGUCAAAGCGUCUUAAAACAUUUACGUACUAUUGACUCAAAUAUCGCUGAUUCCGUUAUGAAUGAAUUACUACUUAUAGAAAAUAUUGGCCCUAUUUCCGAGUUAUGCAGUGAAGAUGAGAUAUACUCAGAACUGUUUUAUGAAUUUAUACAGCCAGUUACUGAAUCUAUAUUUAGUGGUUAUUUAUCUGAAUCAACGUUAUUAUACGUAUGGGAUCAGUUGAUUUUAUGUAUUGCUGGAGCUGAACCUGUUGAAACUAGUGUGACACAUACACUGAGUUGCUUUGUUUCUGCCUUUGUAUAUCUCUGUUGGAUAAGAAUACAUAAAAAAGAGGAAUCAAGUUCAGAUCAACUGCAAUUGCACAAAGAACAAACAAAUAAAGGCAUAGAGACGAAGGGAAUUUCUGCACUUCACGAAUAUUUUUCUAUGAUUGGCCCGAGACUGCAUGAAAAUGAUUUUCAAUUCUUGAUAAAGAAAUAUUUUCUAAUGGAUAUAUUCUGUUUGUUAACUGGUACAACAAAUUUUAAUAUGCAAACGUCUCUACUAUCAUAUGAAGAUCCGUUGAAAUGGAAAGAAUGGUCAAUACUGUCACAAAGGUCAUAUUUAACAGAUCCUAGUAAACGGACAGAACAAAGAUUGCUAAGAUUUAAAGAAUUAGAAAAAUUACAUACAACUGAGAACGACUUACAGAAUUUACAGCGCCAAUUAGAAGAUUAUAAAAUAAAAUUAAAAGAGGCAACUGAUGAAAUUUCCUACUGUAAACGUAUGCUAAAUUUAAGUGAAAGAAGACAUAGUUACCUGCCAAAUAUGCUCCAACAGUUUGGAGAUCAGAAAUCCAAUUUACCCAAAAAGAAAUUCGCCACACAUGCACGUGCAAUAACACUGUUUAAAAAUGUAGCCAAUAAUAAUAAUAAUAAUAGGGAUAAUUCAAAACCAUUAAAACAAUCACAAUUUACAGAAACAGAAGACAACCAUAAAACUGUUUAAUACUGACAGCUUCUCGUAUUAUUUCAUGUUAUCUUUUAUAUUUUAGAAACAGGAAGUUAAAAUAAAUAAAUAAAAUAAAAGUUAACAG